GAUGUGCGCUGGCAUGUGGCACUGAUGAGCACUGACUGCUGGCACUGAUGGACACUGACAGGUGGCACUUCUGGGGCCACACUGAUCAUCAGGGCACACUGAUCAUCAAGCAGAGAUCGGCACCGAUCAUCAGGGCACUGAUGAUCAGUGCCCUGAUGAUCCAUGUCCAGCAGUGCCACCCACCUGUGCCCAGCAGUGCCCAGCAGUGCCGCCAGUCAGUGCUGCCCAGCAGUGACGACUAUCAGUACCCAUCAUCAGUGCCGCCUCAUCAACGCACAUCAGUG
This is a messenger RNA of Staurois parvus, 284 nucleotides long. Lineage: Eukaryota; Metazoa; Chordata; Amphibia; Anura; Ranidae. The record is from the annotation of a GenBank genome assembly.